Molecule: messenger RNA, 3313 nt
Organism: Lolium perenne
Lineage: Eukaryota; Viridiplantae; Streptophyta; Magnoliopsida; Poales; Poaceae
Product: putative disease resistance RPP13-like protein 3
Biological process (GO): defense response to other organism
Molecular function (GO): ADP binding
Source: RefSeq, a predicted model, not a curated record
UAGAGGUAGAGGUACUCACAUUCGCGGCCGACCUCAAACACAGAAGUAGCCAUGGUGGACAGCGUGGUGAGCUCGGCGAUGCAGAAGCUGGAGGGGAUGGCGUUCGCCACGGUAAAGCAGCAGACGGAGGUGGGGAAGAGGGCGCAAGGGCUCAAGGAUGACAUGGCAUGGCUGCAACUGGUGCUGCGGGGCGCCGACCAGCGCCGGCGGCGGGAGAUCAACGAUUACAUCGAGCUGUGGGUGCGGCAGACGCGCGAGGUGGCCUUCGACGCCGAGGACCUCCUCGAUGAGUACUACCACGAAGGGCGGCUGCACUGCCGCGGCGUCCUCGACCUGCCGUCCUUCCUCCGGUGGCUCCGCCACUCUGCCACCGGCCUCUUCGUCCGCCAGUCCAUCUGCAACGACAUCGACGCCAUCAAGCUCAGGCUUGAGCAGAUCAGGAAGAAGACGGAGGACAACAGCGUCCAGCUGAAGAUGAGCCUCCCCGCCACCGCCAGCAGCGUUAAGCCCCGGAAGCGCUACGUGGACUGGGAUGCGCCAAGUGGAUGCAACAUAGACAACCUGUUGGUAAAUAAUGAAAAAUUGAAGAAAAUCAAAGGCUACCUGAGCAGUCAAGGAGAAACAAUGCCAAGAAUUAUAGUCGCCAUCAUGGGGAAGAAUGGUGCCGGGAAGACAACAUUGGCUAGGUGUGUCUAUGAGAGCAGCGAGGUCAGGGCCAUGUUUCACCACAUCAUCUGGGUUCAUUUACCCCAGAAAUUCAGGCUGGUGGAUGUCAUUGCCGACAUGGUCAGGCAAACCACAUUCCCAGGAAUGGACUUGGAUCCGGAGACGGAAGUACAUGAGAAGGAUGUACAUAAGAAGGAUGUAUAUGACAUUCGUCAGCUCAGAAAUAGACUCACUGGAAGACUCAAUAUGAAGAAGUACCUGAUCGUGCUGGACAAUGUGCGCAGCCCGGAUGAAUUGAACUUGUUCUUGUCCGUGCUACCUGAAUGCAAAGGUAGCGCAUUGUUGAUCACGACAGAGAUUAAGCCUUACCAUACGGCUUGUGGUUCCAGUUCAACUAUGAAUGACUCAGAUUCAGAUACCUGUUGGAAGUUCAAGAAGCUAUGUGAUCAUCAGGUGCAGCUACAAAAACUGAAGAAGGAAGAGGCUAGAAAGAUGUUCCUGACGAGGCUAUUUGGAAAAUCCAGUUCUGACAAGAAUGUCAAGAAUGCUACACAUGCCAAGGUGAUCGAGAACCUCCUCGACAAGAGCCUUCCAUUGGCUGGCACUCUGUUAGCCGGGCUCUUAAGGACCAAAAAGGAGGAAGUGUGGACUGAUGUAAUAAAUCAACUCAUGCAACAAAGGCACGAAUUAGAGCAGCAGAAACAGAACCAUGAAAAAGAGCAGGAGCAACAACAGCAACAGUUAGCAGAGGGUCUAGAACAAAUGAAGAGGAUGGACCAGCAACGUUCAUGGCGACAAGAAGAAAAACAGCAGAUGAUAGACAAAAAGCAAGAAGUUAAGCUGCCAGCAGGGCAGCAACAAGGACAACGAGAAGAAAUAGAGCAUGCACAGCUAGAAGGGGAAAAAGAACCUGAGCAACAGCCGGAGAAGCAUGUAUACCGGCAGAUGUCUCUGCUGGAGCAAAUACUCAUGUUGAGCUUCGACGACCUCCAUCCUCAACUCAAACAAUGUUUCCUCUACUUUUCUGCAUUCAAGGCAGAGGAGCCUAUCAAUGCGGACAAGCUCAUCCGGCUAUGGGUAGCGGAGGGGCUUGUGCGACCCACUGACGGACGAGCAGCGGAGAAGCACGGCCGAGAUCAUCUCCGGACACUGAUCUCUAGGUGCUUGGUCAAUCUGGUCGAGAAGGACUACAGCAACAACAUCAUCAGCGUCAGCAUGCACGAGCGUGUCAUCGCCUUUGCAAGGUCAGAGGCGCGUGAGAUCAACUUCCUCCAGGUCCAUCACAGCACCUCUGACCUUCCUAGCACAGCCAUUCGCCGCCUCUCUGUCCGCAAUGCAUUUGAUCCACACACAAGGCUCGCCCUCGCAACCCCGAAACUUCGAUCACUGUUGUGUGAGUGUCCAGAAGCACCCUAUGCCGAUGACGGCUCCACUAGCUGCACUUCACACAUCCGCAUGGUAUGGGAGUACAUUGGAGGCCGUGUGAUAAGCUUGAACAUCCACCAAUGCAAGUUUCUGCGUGUGAUUGACCUCCAAGGAAUGGUGCACCGAUCAACCUUGCCAUACGAGAUUGGCUGGCUGAUUUAUCUCCAGUACCUGGGGCUUGCGCGUACCGGGUUGAAGAAACUUCCAAGGUCUAUCAAGAAUCUUCAUCGUCUGCAAACACUAGAUAUCAGCAGCACCGAAAUCAAGCAUGUUCCAAAUGGUCUUUGGUGGAUUAAAUCACUCCGGCAUGUGCUGGCAGAACAGCUCGAUAAUGGCCCAACCAACACCAAUGCUUUGCAAAACCUCCAGACCCUCCAUACGGUGCAAUGCAAAGGCUCUGCACUGAAGAAGCUGAUCAACCUCCGGUCCCUAAGACUAUGGGGAAUUGAUAAGAAGCUAAUGCUUGUGGAGUGUCUUGGGAGAAUGGAGUGCCUCAAAUUCUUGGAUUUAGCAGCAAAGAAUGGGGUUGAGCUCCCAUUGAUCAAAGUGCUAACCAUGUUUGGUCUGCGCAGCCUUCAACAACUCAAGUUAGAUGGUCCAGUCAACAAGGAAGGGAGCAGAGAAGUUCACACUUAUUUGCUUCAUAAACUCACCAAGCUCGAGCUCCAAAACUCAGGAAUGGAACAAGAACAUAUCGACCUUAUCGCCCAGGUACCAAACCUUGCUGGUCUUAUCCUUGGCAAAGAUUCAUACACUGAAACACAAAUGAAAAUUCCGACGAAUGGGUUCCCGGAGCUAAAAGAGCUCCAGAUCAACAACUUGGGCAAACUGACCGACUGGACUUUUGCUCAAGAUGCUGGAUCUACACUCAAGCAGCUUCAGCGAGUAUCCAUUCUCAACUGCACUGCACUUAAAAAGAUUCCCGAUGAGCUGAGAACACUGCAACAUCUGGUGUUGUUCGCUGCCCGCAAUAGUCCCGUGAAUUUCCCAUCUGGCAAGUUCGAGUCAGCAGAAAAGCUGUCAAUCAUCAAAGAAGAAAGUGAGGAUAAGGUGUGCCCUUCCAACGUGAAAGAAGCACAUGAUUAGAAAAGUUUAAGUUUAGGGAGUCUGAUUUGAGUACGAUGGGGUUUUUUGUCCCGCAGAAGGUUUUCCCUGUCGCGUUCAGUCCGAGUCUGUCUAAGAGUGCUGAGUGUUAAAUAUUGUGUUUCACCAUUUGCAUGUA